CUUUCGAAACACACAUGGAUCACUCCUCCUUUUCAAACCCUAGUUCGUGCGGCUCCACUUCCGCGGCGAAGAAUAAGAAGAAGAGGGCCGCCCCCGCCGCCGCCGUGAAGCUCUCGACCGACCCCCAGAGCGUGGCAGCGAGGCAGCGGCGGCACCGCAUCAGCGACAGGUUCAAGAUUCUGCAGAGCCUGGUCCCGGGCGGGUCGAGGAUGGACACGGUGUCGAUGCUUGAGCAAGCGAUCCAGUAUGUCAAGUUUCUCAAGAAUCAGAUUUGGCUGCACCAGGCCAUGAUCGACUUGGUUGAUGCUGCUCCCGCUGUUUCCGCCUUUCAACCGAAUCAUUCCGCGCUUAAUUAUGAUGGUGGGGCGUGCGAUGAUUGCUACGCCGUGGAUCGGAUGCUUGCGGAGGGCGGGGAGUUGCCGGAGUCUUGGUUUUCCGGUGAACAUAUUUGGGGUUCUGAUGCCUCUAUGCAGAACUGAUUUCCUCUCUAUCUCUCUCUAGCUAGGUUAAUUGGAAACAAGAUUUGCUGAAUAUGUGCUUUUAAGUUGUAUGCUAGCUAUAUGGA
Salvia hispanica is the source of this 565-nucleotide messenger RNA. RefSeq names its product transcription factor LAX PANICLE 1. Gene Ontology annotation, biological process: regulation of DNA-templated transcription. NCBI's taxonomy places the organism in Eukaryota, Viridiplantae, Streptophyta, Magnoliopsida, Lamiales, Lamiaceae. Gene Ontology annotation, molecular function: DNA-binding transcription factor activity; protein dimerization activity. The record is from RefSeq and is a predicted model, not a curated record.